This is a messenger RNA of Aspergillus lentulus, 894 nucleotides long. Its product is annotated as myosin regulatory light chain 1. Gene Ontology annotation, molecular function: calcium ion binding. The record is from RefSeq and is a predicted model, not a curated record. NCBI's taxonomy places the organism in Eukaryota, Fungi, Ascomycota, Eurotiomycetes, Eurotiales, Aspergillaceae.
AUGGUCUCAAAUACUCCCUUCCGGCCAUCGCCCUUAUCCUUUGGGUCUCCUCGACCUUCCCCCUUUCGUCGACCAUCUACACCUAACUCGCCGCCGACACAGAUCCGUCCCAGCACACCAGGAACGGCAGGAAGCUCUCCGGGGCGAGGAUAUACUCCAGUACAGUCACCAAGCAAGUUAAACCAGACAUAUACAGUCGCAGAUGACGAUGGGUCCUCUCCGAAGAGCAAUGACCGAAUCCCACAACCCAGGUUUACCAGGCAGGUGCCGUCCUCGCCAACCAAGGGGGCAGAUGCCCCCGAUGAUUCCUCCUCCAUCAUGGAAGCAAAGACUGCCAGCAUGCUGGCUGCUUCGAGCGAUGCAGCUGCCAGACUGGCGCCUGCACAGUUGAGGGAGAUUCGCGAGGCAUUCCAAGUCCUUGACAGAGAUAACGAUGGGUCGGUCAACAAGGACGAUGUAGCUGAUGUACUUGUGAAUAUCGGCCAGGAUGCCUCGAUGAUUUCGCAAUUCUUCCCUCCAGGAAGCGAUCAGACGAUGAAUUUCCCUACAUUUCUGAAUAUGCUGUCCAGUCUGCUUGCGCCUCUUUCUUCUCGCCAGGAACUGAUGAAUGCUUUGGCUGCUUUUGACGACGAUGAUAGCGGACAGAUUGAUGUUGCGGAGCUACGCGAUACCCUCUUACACACAGCCUCGGAGGAUGGGCAGUCACCGCUGACGGAGAAGGAUAUCAACGAGGUAUUGAGUGGAUUCACCGGACGCAGAGUGUUUGGUGGGAAAGCCGGGAAACUGUCUGGAGGAGGGAAAAGAGGGGAGGUCUUUCGGUAUCAGGAGUUUGUUGACAGUGCCAUAGGAGGAUCAGCAAGUGGGCGCCGCGAUCCUGAUACUGUCGCGAGAUAG